AUGACCAUCUGGACCCUAGAAAACGACUUGGUACUCCUCGAGAACCAAAUUCCUUUCUUUGUGCUUGAGAAAUUGUUCCAGCUCACGGUGGGUCGGAUCCAGGAUCGCGUCGACAAGAACUGGUCGCUCACCGAUUAUGUGUGGCAGUGCUAUGGGAAAAAGAUGAGGCGAGUAGGAAAUUCCACCAAUGCGAAAACUUCAUGUUUGCCCAGGGAUUGUGUCCUACGGGUUUAUGGCAACGAACAGGACGACCCUAAAACAGAAAAAGAAAAAGAUCCAAGUGCUGGAUACUAUCAUAUCCUGCAUAACCUACACGAUCGUUACGUUCCUCGUGAUCAUCAAACAGUACAGGAAGAUAUUGCAGAAAUGCCUUCGGCAUCAGAACUUUACUUUGCAGGAGUCAAGUUUGUUCCCGGGCCCGAUGCAGGAGACAGUCAGUUCAAGUUCAAAUUCACUGAACCUAAAGGCCUAUGGUGGUGGUGUUGUAGGGCUCGUUUUGUAAUCCCACCACUCCAGUUAAACGACGACACAGAGUUAUACCUCAGGAACCUCAUUGCCUUUGAACAGUACUGCCCUGGCGUUUCGCAGGGCGUUACGUCCUACGCGUUCGUCAUGGACAUGCUUGUGAACUCUGAUAAAGAUGUCGAAGGGCUUGAAAAGGUCAAGGUCAUCCGUAAUUGCCUGGGUGCCAGAAAGGACGCCACCGAUCUAUUCAACCAGCUAUGCAAGGAAACUGCACUUGGAGACCGAGAGUUCGUUUUCGCUGAAACGUGCAUCGAAGCCACCAGGUAUAGCAAGCGCUUUUGGCCGAAGAAUAUGUUACAAUUGAGACGCACGUAUUUUGCUUCUCCGUGGACGUUCAUAGCUUUCAUUGUUGGCUUCAUGGCUUUUGUCAUAUCUUCGGUUGAAUUCGUCCGCAUGUUGUAUUAUUUUGAAAGCAGUAAUAAUAACAUUUUGUCAUUAGCCAGUCUCAUAGUUUACCGAUUGUGCAAAUUUGCUCAACCUGUUCAAGCGCAACAGCUCCAUUUGGCUUUGCUUCAACAUCGUAUUCGAGUCUAUGGAGAGAUUUCAGAGCAAUUGUGUGAGUUCGAAACCUUUCAAGGCUGUUACAGAUGGUUUAUUCCCCCUAGAUGGCAGAAUUCAUUCUUGGAUUUAACUCCAGCGGUUACAGAAUUAAAUCCUGAUGUGCAGCUCUAG
Messenger RNA from Rhododendron vialii, 1197 nucleotides. Its product is annotated as UPF0481 protein At3g47200-like. The coding region runs from base 1 to 1197 and encodes 398 amino acids. The record is from RefSeq and is a predicted model, not a curated record. The transcript is spliced from 3 exons. Lineage: Eukaryota; Viridiplantae; Streptophyta; Magnoliopsida; Ericales; Ericaceae.